Molecule: messenger RNA, 453 nt
Organism: Lolium perenne
Lineage: Eukaryota; Viridiplantae; Streptophyta; Magnoliopsida; Poales; Poaceae
Source: RefSeq, a predicted model, not a curated record
AUGCUGCCGUCCCUCCCCUGCCGCCGUCGUCGAUCCACCCCUCCCCUGCCGUCGUCGAGCCUCCAUCGCUGCCGUCGUCGAUCCGCCCCUCCCCUCGCGCGGCUCAACUUCCCCGUGGUGGCGAUCGACGCCGACGCGGGCCUGCGCAACCUCGACCUACUGCUGGGGCUCGAGAACCGCGUCCACCUCACCGCCGCCGACGUGCUCGCCGGCGACUGCCGCCUCGACCAGGCCCUCAUCCACCACCGCUCCCUCCAGGGCCUCCACCUGCUCUGCCUCUCCAAGCCUCGCUCCAAGCUGCCCCUCGCCUUCGGCUCCAAGACCCUCACCUGGGUCGCCGACGCGCUACGGCGAUCCGCCAGCCCGCCCGCCUUCAUCCUCAUCGACUGCCCCGCAGGUCAGGCAUCCCCUCCCCCAGCUUAUCCAUAUUGCAAUUGGUUCAUCUCAAACUGA